AUGGUGAUGAGCGUGGCCCUGAUCUGGGCGGUGGUGGUGGGGCUCUGCUGCUGUCUCUGGCUCAUCGUGGGGAUCCGCAGGAGACAGCCCGGCGAGCCCCCGGUGGAAAAUGGCUGGAUCCCGUACAUGGGUUGCGCCCUUCAGUUCGGUGCCAACCCCCUGGAGUUUCUCCGCAGCAGGCAGAAGAAGCACGGGCACAUUUUCACCUGCAAGAUCGCCGGGCGCUACGUCCACUUCCUGUGCGACCCCUUUUCGUACCACUCGGUCCUACGGCAGGGGAGACACCUGGACUGGAAGAAGUUCCACUUCGCCGCUUCCGUCAAGGCGUUCGGACACGAGAGCAUGGACCCAAGCCACGGCUACACCACGGAGAACCUCCACCAGACCUUCCUGAAGACCCUGCAGGGCAGCGCCCUCCCCUCCCUGAUCGAGAACAUGAUGGAGAACCUACAGACCGUCAUGCUCCAGUCCAACAUGCUCAAGUCCAGCAGCUCCGAGUGGGAGGUGGACGGUAUCUUCGCCUUCUGCUACAAGGUCAUGUUCGAGUCCGGCUACCUCACGCUCUUCGGGAAGGAGCUGGACGGCGACCAGAGCGCUGCGCGCCAGCAUGCCCAGAAGGCCCUGGUCCUCAACGCCCUGGAGAACUUCAAGGAGUUCGACAAGAUCUUCCCGGCGCUCGUGGCCGGCCUGCCCAUCCACGUCUUCAAGAGCGGCCACAGUGCGCGGGAGAACCUGGCGAAGACCAUGCUGCACGAGAACCUCCACAAACGCACUCAGGUCUCCGACCUGAUCUCGCUCCGCAUGCAGCUCAACGACUCGCUGUCCAGCUUCAACGAGCUCAGCAAGGCCCGGACACACGUGGCCAUCCUGUGGGCCUCACAGGCCAACACCCUGCCCGCCACCUUCUGGAGUCUCUUCUACCUCAUCAGAUGCCCGGCAGCGAUGAAGGCGGCGAGUGAGGAGGUGAGGAACGUGUUCGAGAGCUCCAACCAGAAGGUCGAUCCCAAAGAGCCUCGCCUGGUCCUGACCAGAGAACAGCUGGAUAACAUGCCUGUACUCGACAGCGUCAUUAAAGAAGCCAUGCGGCUGUCCAGCGCGUCUCUGAACGUCCGAGUGGCCAAAGAAGAUUUCCUGCUUCAUCUGGACAACAGGGAGUCAUACAGGAUCCGUAAAGACGACGUCCUGGCGCUCUACCCACAGAUGCUGCAUCUGGAUCCCGAAAUCUACGAGGAUCCUCUGAUGUAUAAGUACGACCGCUAUCUGGAUGAGAACGGGCAGGAGAAGACCAGUUUUUCCCGCGGAGGACGUAAGCUGAGAUAUUUCUACAUGCCCUUCGGCUCCGGGGUCACUAAAUGUCCCGGUCGCUUCUUCGCGGUUCAUGAGAUUAAGCAGUUCCUUGCUCUGGUCCUGUCCUACUUCCACAUGGAGCUGUUAGACUCUGGGGUGAAGGUUCCUCCUCUGGACCAGUCCCGCACCGGACUGGGAAUCUUACAGCCCACCUACGACGUGGACUUCAGAUACCGCCUCAAAACGCUGUAGGGUGAGAGCUCCGGGUGUGAGAGCUCCGGGUGUGGGAGCCGGGGAUUAUUGUAAAUAGUGUAAAUGACAGUGAGUGAUCAGGAAACGUGAUGCUGCCACCAGAAAAGUUAAAUAAGUGUCAAAUGUCUGUAUGUAAAUAAAGCGAACUGUACAUCAGUUUUAUUCUGUGAGGUGAAACAGAAUAAAAAUCUGUUUUUCCUUUUUUUCUAUUUUUAUCUCUACUCAAAAAAUUUAUAUUUUUAAAUCAUUAUUUCUA
Molecule: messenger RNA, 1795 nt
Organism: Trichomycterus rosablanca
Lineage: Eukaryota; Metazoa; Chordata; Actinopteri; Siluriformes; Trichomycteridae
Gene: cyp7a1
Product: cytochrome P450 7A1
Exons: 6
Coding region: 1-1539 (512 amino acids)
Biological process (GO): cholesterol homeostasis; cellular response to glucose stimulus; cholesterol catabolic process
Molecular function (GO): heme binding; cholesterol 7-alpha-monooxygenase activity; iron ion binding
Source: RefSeq, a predicted model, not a curated record